CAUCAUUCUACAUGCUCUCCCUCACCGUCCUCCUUCUCGCCUCGGCCGCUCUCGCCCAUCCGGGACACGACCACGCAGCCGAGGCCGUCGAGCGCGCAGCGGCCCUUGCUUCCAUGGGCCGACGGUCCCUCGCGCACUGCGCCUCUCAUAUUGCCGCGCGUGGCCUCGCCUCGCGCAACGCUGCACGCCGUGCCGCUCUUGUUCAGGCUCUGUCGAAGCGCGACGCCGCCACCGUCCUCGCCACCAACCACAGGUCGAAUCUGACCGGCGUCACCGCCGAUACUGACGCCGACACUCUGUUUUCGGGGAGUAACGCCUGCAUCCUGGGCCCCGAGACCACCGAGGGACCGUACUACGUUACCGGGGAAUACCUUCGUGACAACGUCACGGACGGCCAGGCCGGUGUCCCGCUCACCGUCGACAUCCAGAUCAUCGACACCAACACUUGCCAGCCUCUUCCUAAUGUCGCUCUCGACUUCUGGCACUGCAACUCAACCGGCGUGUACUCUGGCGUCGUCGCUAAUGGCAACGGCAACUUCGCCGACAAGGCCAACAUCAACGCCACCUUCCUCCGCGGCAUCCAGGCUACCGACUCUGACGGCGUCGUCCAGUUCCACACCAUCUUCCCGGGGCACUACACCGGCCGCGCAACUCAUAUCCACAUCCUUGCUCACACUGAGGGGCAUUGGACCAGACUCGAUAACAACACCAUCACGGGCGGCACCACCUCCGCACACGUCGGUCAGCUGUUCAUGGAUCAGGACCUCAUUUCGCAGGUUGAGGCUGAGGCGCCAUACAAUACCAAUACCCAGACCCUCACAGAGAACAACGUCGACUUCAUUCUAAGCCAGGAGGCAACCAACAUCGACCCCUUCCUCGAAUAUGUUCUCCUUGGCAACAGCAUCCAGGACGGCAUCGUAGCGUGGAUCGCCAUGGGUAUCAACGCGAGCGCGACCAACACUGUCCAGGCCGCCGCAACUUACGGCCCUGAGGGCGGCGUCGCCAACGCCAACAGCAUGGGUGGUGGGCCCGGCGGCGGCGCUCCUCCCAAUGGCACCUCCACCGUGAACGGCACUGCUGCCGCCAGCAGCGUCGCGGCCACGGGAACCUCAGACGCACUUCCCAUCUGGUCCAUGUCUAUUCCCCUUGCGAUCAUGGCCGCGGCGCUUCGCUUCGCGCGAAUGUAGGCGGUGCCGUCCAAGGAGGCCUGGCCGCGCCUCGGCAUGUUGGUCCAAUAAUGUUUAUAGAACCCAGAUGAGUGACAACCACCGUGUACACUGUUUCCAACACCCAUAGAUGCAAUG
This is a messenger RNA of Cutaneotrichosporon oleaginosum, 1304 nucleotides long. RefSeq lists its product as uncharacterized. Gene Ontology annotation, molecular function: oxidoreductase activity, acting on single donors with incorporation of molecular oxygen, incorporation of two atoms of oxygen; ferric iron binding. The record is from RefSeq and is a predicted model, not a curated record. Lineage: Eukaryota; Fungi; Basidiomycota; Tremellomycetes; Trichosporonales; Trichosporonaceae.